GACACCCUGUUGUUGUCUAAAGAACUGUAGUGGUGCAGGCAGAGGACUCGUGGGGACAGUGUGACAGCAAAGAUGGCUAGAUCAGAAUCCCGCUAUUCCUUUGACGUCCCAAACACCUGCAUCAACUUUGCAACUCUGGGUGAGGAUGAUGCUGAUGUACACAACGCAGACUCCUGGUUUGACCAAAAAGCCAAUAUGGAGAAUAUCCCUCCUGCAGAAAAUGUGGCGAAGGUCUCACAGAACAGCCCUGCUUAUACAAAGCCUGAUGUUCUCUCUGCCUUCACAUCACAAGGAGUAGCAAUGAGUGAAAGCAAUGGUGAAGAAGAGGGUGCACAGACCCACGCGGUCUCUCAGAACAUCAUUGGGUCCCUGGAGACCUGGAGAGCUGCUGCCCCUGCAGAGGCCCCUCAGAGAACGAGCAAGAGACCAGCUGCAAAGCCAAGAAAAACCCAUCAGCGCAAGCAGCCGGGGAGAAUCAAAGCAGAGAGAAUUGCUAAUGCCCUGGAUAAUAAGGAAGAGGUUCCACCUCUGAAGAAAAUGAGAAUCCUUAGAUACCAGGGAAAACUGGACAGUCUGCCUGGGCCUAUGGUGAGUUCUGGCAGCAGAAAGGAGACGGAAGAAUCCACAAAGGCAGAGCCCUCACAGGAUCCUGACCUGUCCCCAGAGAGAGAGAAAAGCAAACCACUCAUGCCCUCCACGCCAACAAUGUUGAAGAGGACCAAACCUUCUAGCAAGCUGAAGAGUACAGAGGAGCAGGAACUUGAAAAGAUGCAGCAGUUGCAGCAGGAGGUUAUGGAGCUGCGGAAGAAGAACGAGGAGUCUCUGAAAGCAGCUAUUGCUGGAGCAGGACAACCCAUGAAGAGACCAGUUGGUCAAGUAACAAAGCCAAUUGAUUUCCACUUCUACACAGAGAAUAGGAUUAAACAGAACGUGGGAAGCCAUCCUGAGAAUGAGUACAAGGAGCUGGAUUUUGCAGCAGUACUCAGGAAGCAUCCCCCUUCUCCGAUGCGAAUGCCAAAGGGACCCACUGUCCCCAAACCUUUCAACCUGUCCCAGGGAAACAAAAGAAAACUUGAAACCACAUCAGAGUACGUGUCCUUUGCUGAGCAGGUAGAAGCAUUCCAAAAACGCACACCCUCUCGUUACCAUUUGAGGAGCAGGAAACCUGAGGAAGAAGGCCAAGUUUCAGGAAAGUCUGUGAAGCCUCAGCUCACCUGUGCCAAAACACCAGUGCUCCAAACAAAGCAGCGCUCGAGACCUGUCACCUGCAAAACUGCAGCAGAGUUAGAAGCAGAGGAAUUAGAGAGAAUUCAACAGUACAAAUUCAAAGCACGAGAACUCAAUUACAAAAUCUUUGAGGGUGGGCCACUCCUGCCCAAGAAGCCCCGUGUGAGGAAUGUCACACAACCCAUCGGCUUCGAGUUGGAAACAGAAAAAAGGAUUCAGGAGCGUGAGAGUAAGAAGCGGCAGGAGGAAGAGCGCUUCGAAUUCCAUUCCAGGCCGUGUCCCACAAAAAUCCUGGAGGAUGUUGUGGGUGUUCCGGAGAAGAAAGAACUUCCUUGUACAGUCCCCAGGUCUCCAGCCUUCGCCUUGAAAAGCAGAACCCGUGUGUCUGGCAGAGAGGAAGAAAAGGAAAAGGAGGUGGUGCCUGUGAUCAAAGCUAACCCUAUGCCACAUUACGGAGUGCCCUUCAAACCCAAAAUGCCAGAGCAGAGGCACGUGGAAGUUUGCCCCUUCUCUUUUGAUGCCCGGGACAAAGAGCGGCAAAUACAAAAAGAGAAAAAAAUAGAAGAAUUUCAGAAGGAAGAGGUGCCGAAGUUCAAAGCGCAGCCUCUGCCUUACUUUGACCAAGUUAAACUGCCAGAAAAAAAGGUCAAAGCCCCAACCCAGCCUGAACCAUUCCAUCUGCAGGUGGAUGAACGGGGAGCUGCCAAGCUCGAGAGCUGGAAACAUCAGCUCGAAGAAGACUUGAAAAGGCAGAAAGAGGCAGCAUGUUUUAAAGCUCGUCCCAACACAGUGGUGUACCAGGAGCCUUUUGUGCCCAAAAAGGAACACAAACUACUAUCAGAGAGCCUUUCUGGUUCUGUAGUUCCUGAAAGCUUUGAGCUGGCAACGGAAAGAAGGGCAAAGGAACGGCAAGAAUUUGAAAAGCGAUUGGCAGACGCAGAAGCUGUAAGGGAGAGGUAUCAGGAGCAGAUCAGGCAGGAACAAGAGGAGCGUGAAAAGGAAGAAGUUGCUAAGCUAAGGCAAGAAAUGGUUCACAAGGCAAACCCAAUACGCAAAUACCGCAGCGUAGAAGUGAAGCCCAGUGAUCAGUUACUGACUUUGCCAAAGUCUCCCAACUUCUCAGAUAGAUUCCGGUGCUGAUGAGCACCCACAUGAUAUUAGGAGGGAGAUCCCAUCCCUCUCUACUCUCUUGAUAGGAGAGAGGGAACAGUUGUUUUUCCGUGACUCUGCCUGAACUCCUACCCUUGGUUCCUUUGUACUGAAUAGUUUAACUCCACCUGAGCCCAUGGCAUCCCACCUAACUAAAUAAAGUUUCCUAAUAUGA
Messenger RNA from Manacus vitellinus (golden-collared manakin), 2551 nucleotides. It is a transcript of the gene TPX2, whose product is annotated as TPX2 microtubule nucleation factor. Lineage: Eukaryota; Metazoa; Chordata; Aves; Passeriformes; Pipridae. The transcript is spliced from 17 exons. Gene Ontology annotation, biological process: regulation of mitotic spindle organization; activation of protein kinase activity. Gene Ontology annotation, cellular component: microtubule; spindle. The record is from RefSeq and is a predicted model, not a curated record. Bases 73 to 2367 code for a protein of 764 amino acids.